Brassica rapa (field mustard) is the source of this 9492-nucleotide messenger RNA. RefSeq lists its product as uncharacterized. Lineage: Eukaryota; Viridiplantae; Streptophyta; Magnoliopsida; Brassicales; Brassicaceae. The record is from RefSeq and is a predicted model, not a curated record.
UUUUUUACAUCUAAAACAAUAAUUAUUGUAUCGUAUAUUAUAACAUGUCAGAUUUUUUGUUAUAACUACGUAACCGGUUAUAAGCUGCCGAAUAAAGUGUCGCAUUUGACAUUAUUAAUCUGAAAUCUUGAUAACAUUAUAACGAAAAGAGAUAUCAGGCCAAUAAGAAACUUGACAAACUUGUCGAUUUCAGUCAGGUAGGACAUACUUAUUGAACGCGACACGUCAAUUUGACACGCAGUUUCUUAGCUGCCGUGACAUGUGUCAGAUUUAGCCAUGUCAUCUGUCUCGGUCACUCGUUUCUUUUGUCUCCGUCAUCCUCGUGAAAGCCACAAAUUCUGGCCAUGCAUUUAUUUUUAGGUUUGUGCACUCUCUAAUAGUUUGCAUUCAGUUGAUAGUAAAAUAGAACAACAUUCAUUAACUACAAUUGGUUACUUGACUUACGUGUUGAUUUAUUUAUUUGUUCCAUUUGAUACCAAAUAAAAAUUUACAUUUAUGAUAAGAUUUACACAGCGGAAUGAUUUCUUCGUAAAGCUUAUCCCUAGUUCUGAUAUUUUUGGUUUUGUCACUUGUGGUUCUUGUUUCAGUGCUCUAGCUUGAAAUUUGGUCGAUGUGUUUUGCGGAUAGGAGUUCGUUUUCUUUUUUAAUGUUUUAGUCUUGUUAGUUUUUCCAGGGUUGGUACUUCGUUUCCCUCGUUUUGAAACUUAAGAUUUGAAACUUGUGGGCUUAAUUAGUAUUUCAUCAAUGUAUUGUAAACUGUGGUGAAAAUAGUUACAAAAAAACAAAAAAAAAUUGUGGUGAAAUUUAUCCUAAUCUACUCUAUUAAAAUAGAGUUAUUCUAAAAAAAUUACUACAUAAAGUUGCUAGACUAAUUCAUUAAUAACUUAACAUGUAUUUAUUUUUAAUUAAUCAAAAAUAUAACUCUUAAAUAAAGGUUAAAUAUUGUUUCAUUUUUAUCUAAUUUAUUAAAAUAGAAUUGUUCUACAAAAAUCUACUAUAUAAAAUUGUUGGACAAAUUCAUUAGUAACUUAACAUAUAUAUAUAUAUUUUUUUUUCUUUAAUUAAUAAAAAAUAUAACUUUUAUAUAAAGUUUGAUUCUAUUAAAAUAGAGUUAUAAUAUAAAAAAAUAUUUAUAAAUUAAGCCAUUGAAAUUAACUUAAGAAAUUCAUUAAAACUAUUUGGGGUUGAGGCAACGUUAUCGAAUGAGAUUGAAAAAUAUGAAAUAACAUUUCAUGAAGAGAUAGGGAAAAAACAAACAGCAUUUUUGUUAACUAAUCUCAAAAUGAAAAGUAUCUUUGAUAUAUGCGCGAGUUUGGUUCUAGUUACUAUUUACAACAGAGUGGAAGAAUGAGGAGAAAAAACUAAUAUAUAGACUUUCUAAUCUUUUUAUGUUAAUGAAAGUUCAGUUUAAAAAGGAUAAGGAUUACUCAUAUACAUCUUAGAAUUGCUUUACAUAUACAUAAUAUAAUGAUUAGUAAAAGAAAGUGGAAAGUGGAGUAAAUGAAAAAGUGGAAAUGAAUGAAAAGUAAAAUAGAUGGUAUGAGAAAAAAGAAUAAGGGAAUUCGAGUAAAUGUGUUUCUUUAGUAAAUGUUAGAGUAAAAGUUAGAGUGUUUUUCUCUUUAUGUACAAUAAAAUGUUGAAAAUGUGAAAAGCUUUGUUUUACCUGAUUGGUGGAUAUGUAGCUGAAUUUGGAGUAAAUUUAAUUUCAGAGUAAAUAUUUACUCUAUUGAUACCAUACAAUCCUAGCCAUAGAUCAUAUGUUAUAUGAUAAGUAGGUUUUUGUAUUGAUUAGAUUUCUAAAAAAAUAUUUUUUCAAAGUAGAUAUAAAGAAUUUUAUAUUUAAUUAUAUAAUAGAGUAAUUAACUAACUGUUAUAAUCAAUGCUAAACAACCCUGAAAUGAUCUAAUCAUUAGAUCAAAGCUGAAGGAUCUACAUGAAUGUCAAGAGAAGAAGAAGAAAGAAGAAUCCGGUAUAUCCUAAGUGUAUCAAAGAAUUGGUAUAAGGUAGAGGGUUUACGAUUCUUAAGUUAUUGUAUUGUUCGGUUUAGAAAAGUGUCUUUUUUCAUUAGUCACACGUGUGUUUAAGACGAGUGUAAUCAACUGAGAUAUAAAGCUAAGACCAUCUUUAACGGGAGCGCUUAAUGCUGGUGCUUACCCUAAUAAAGAUUAAAAAAAAAUAGGAUUAAUGAGAAGAAAUGGUGCUUAAUGAAGCGUUAGAAGCACCGCUGUUUGUGGGACACGUGUUGUGUCUUGGAGACACCUCUCUCUCUCUCUCUCUUGACAAAAUCAUUCGGCAUCUCUCUCUCUUCUUCUCUUCCGACGAAACCUUCAUCAAGACGAAGAUCAAAGCAACAAAGCAAUAAAUACACAUCAAUCCUUCUCGUCGUUAGAUAUAUUUGAUUUCUGUUCUGAACCAAAAUAAGAGACAAAGAGAUAUCACAUAAGACGUGAAAAGGAGACAAAGAUUCGCACAAGCAAACUGAACGGAUCAAAAAAAAAUCGAUUCGAUUCAUCUCCGCAAAAGAAAUAGAUUUGAUUCUGAGUUCUCAUCCCCAAUAGGUAAGUUGAUUUCUGGAUACCCACCAAAUAUUUGAUCGAUUUCAUUGAUUUCCCCUAAUUUGAUGUCGUAAAAGGCUAGUCUUUGUGGUUAAUUGGUGAUUCUAGGGUUCUUCAUACUCUGUUUUGUAGCUUUAGGGGUUCUUGAUACUCUGUGUGUAGCUUUAGUUGGUGAUUAUAGUGUUUUUUCUUACUGGUACACAAUUGAAAUCGUGUUCUGAUAAAAAGUCUUGCUUUUUAUGUAGAUUGUGUUGUUUCUGAGAAGACAUCAAAUGGCGGUUUAUGAUCAUAGUGGAGACAUUGUGUUCAGGAUUCUCACUCAAUCGUUUCUCUGCAGUGCUAACAACGAUGAAGAGGUUCCUCUCCAAACUCACUCCCAGGCAAAUGGGUUUCACGAAUUCGAACUCUUUCUUUGUAAAGCUCAGUACCAAGAAACAGCACUACUACAAUCAAUGCAGCUCAAGUUGAUCAGACAAACCUGAAAGCUCAGUUUCGUCUUCCCAUUGCAUACCAUGGAAAGGCAUCAUCUAUUGUCAUCUCUGGGACUGACAUUAUUCGACCAAGGAUAGAUUAGUUUCUUCCCUUGGUUUGUUUUGAGUUUGGAUAAUCCUUCCAUUCUAAUAGAAUAAGGUCCAAGAGGUUAAGUUAUUUAGUCGUUUGAUGAUGCAUACAUUGAAUGUCUGUUUUGGUGUUUUGAAGCAUGCAUGUGAAUAGAAAGUCCUGAAAUUAUUCGAUAACAUUCAUAUGAUUGAUUGAGUUUCAUAAGUUAUCUUCCUUCUCAUCACAAUGUUUCAUAAUUUGUUUUUUAAGAAUCCCAAAAUAAACAACUUGCAUUGGAGGACAAUAAUUUAUAGAUUUCUUAAAUUAAGUGCUAACACCCGUUUAUUAUUAAAAAGUGAUUUAAGCACCCCAUUAGGAAUGCUAGGGUUAAUGGUGAUCUAAAUGGUCAAGUUUUUGAGCAUCGCUUUGUAAUAAGUCAAGAAGAAAGAGAAAGAGAACUGAGUGUAACAGAGUUCGCUUGUGAGCAGUAUAGUGAUUGCUGAUUCAUUCCCAAACUCCAAUGAGAUAUAGCGACGUUUUCUGAAUCAAGGAGGAGUGCGGUGAAUACCGGAUUAACAUAUAUACAAAUCAUCAGUUUUAGAUUCUUGUUCGUGCAAUCGAGUUCAAGGAGAAGUCAAGAUCGAGCGAGGUUCAAUUAGUUCAAUUUAUCACAUAUCGGAAUAUAAAUUUUUAUUUUUUUUAACACACCUGAUAGUAAUAUCAUUUAGAAAAAAAACAACUGAAUAGCUUGCCUAUUUUUAGUGUUCGUCCCUACAUACUCAGAUGAGAUCGACAAUGAACUUAAAUAAUAUUAAUGGUUGUAUCUCGUAGCUUCAUUAACAUUAUAAGUUUUGAAGUCUACGAAAAGCCAUUAAUCUCUUCGUGCAUGUAAAUGAAGAAAAAAUUGCAACUUAUUAUAUAACAUUUAAAGCGAACCAUAUAUGUAUAUGAAUGGUCCCUAUUCAUUUAUUUAUAUUAUGUUAUUAUCAAGCAAUAAAUUUCAGAUCAUGCAACUUAUUUACAUAUCCCCACAUACACAUCCAAUCACCAUCACACAUUGUCAUAUACGUUUUCAACAAACAAACAAAUUAGAUACAUCAUGAACAAAACAUAUACUCCUUAAGAACUGAUUUUUCUAUUUUAAAAUAUAUUAAAUAAAGAAACAUUUAAUUUAUUGACUAAUUGUUGCUAUGUUUUGUUUUUAGUAAAUGUUGUACUAUUCACUCUUAAGGCAUUUUUAAAUGCACUACCUAAAAUAUAAAUCCUUUUUUAUCUAAAUCCUUUUUAAUAAACAAAACAUCCAGAACUUCAAUCCUCAAAUAAAAAGUAUAAAAUCAUUUCCAUUAAUAUGAAAUUUAUUUUGGAUUUCUGAGUAUACUUAAUAUUUUAUUAGAAAUUAGUAAUAAAAAUUUAUUUGAUGUUUUAAUUUGAUAACUAUCCAAUCUAUCCACGCAUGUUAUAUUUCACUCGAACUCACAUAGUUAUCACAUUCACACCCAUACAUCUCAAAAUCAAACAGUCAAUUUUAUCUUUGACUAGAGCCGGUGUCCGCGCUCCGCGCGGAUUACAUAUUUAAUUAAAGUAUGUUAAUAUUUGUGUUAAUGGAUUUCUACGUGUUUUCCUGGGAUUAAAACAAUGGUGUAGAGGUGCCGCAUGUUUGUAUAGAAAACGAUCAUCAUCUAAGAAUCUUCAUCACAAAAAUGUUUUUUUUUUGCCAAAGUAUUUAAUUAUUCCUAUAUGUGUCUUCUAGGGGUGAAUGACGAAUCUGUUGAUACAGUUGGGAGCAUGAUUUUUUUAUUAAAAACUAAUUGUGGUUUUUUUCAUAAUUUGUAUUUUUAAAUAAAAAACAUAUUUUACUAAUAAUGUUUAUAUUUGUUUUAUUAGAGUUUUGUAACUAUAAAAUGAACAAAAUAUCUUUAUUUAGUACUUAUAUAAAAUUAUAUAGAGAUAGAUUAUUAAUUUAUGAUUCUGAUGGGACUAUAUAUUAAUUUGGAACAAAUAUUAAGCAACUCAAUUAGAUUCUUGCAAACCAGGAGAAAAGGAGUGGUCGGUCAUGUCGUCUGUAUUUUUACCUUUUCCCAAGUUUUUAAAACGUUUCGUAGCAAUAAACAAAAAUCAAAACGUAGCAUUGUAUUUAUAUAUUUGGAAUCUUAUCAGAUAAGAUGUAACUUUUCUUUUUUUUGUGCACUUCAAAUUUAAUAAGAUGUAAAUAGUCAAAAAUAUAAAUAUAUAUAUAUAUAUAAAACAUAAUUUGUAUUUUAUAUUUGUUUUAUUAAAGAUUUGGAUUAAAGUAUUAAAUUAAUAUAUCAAUACUAAUAAUGUUUUUGAUUCAAAAAUGCACUUGUAAAUUCAAAAUACCUCCCAUAAGCGGAAGAUCUUUGGCGGUUGGUUUGACCAUGGUAUUGAGGAACAAUCAAUCCUUAAACAAAGGAAAGAAUAUUUAAAUCUUAGGCAAAGUGAAAUGGUUUGAUAAUAAAACAUAGUGAAAAAGGUCUCAAUGGAUAAAAUCGAACCAUGAGAUUAAUUACAAACUAAAAUCUUAUAAAGCCAAAAAAAACUAAAUAUUUUACAUGACCGAUAGACGUGAACUACAAUUGUAGUAGAUUAGCAGGCAUGAACUAUUAUAUUAAAUCAAAGUUUUUUGGCGGAGACCAAUAGCUAAAGACGGAAGAUUGUCGGUCUAUGUUUAAUCUUAACCAACUAAAAUCUUAUACGUUUGUUCGCACAGAUUAUCAAUAUGAAUCUAUUAUUAAAACAAUUGAAAAUAAACAGUGGAAGGUGAGCCAAACCCCACGUCUCCAACCGCAUACGGACUUAACUAUCCAACUCUUAAACAUAUUACUUAUGCCAAAAAAUUGACAAAAUUGUGACUUUCAAAUAUUGACUUACACAAAAUCUUGAACGGUUGGCGGUGGUGGUUUUUUCAGAGUGAGAGGGGAUGAAUAUAUAGUCUUCAGAUUAGAGUUCUUGAUCCUAAUGGUAGAAUAUAUGUUAUUUAAUUUUCAAUGAAUACAGUAUGCAUUUUUGACAUGAAAUAUAACGAUUUCCUAAAUUAAAUUGUUCACCAGCUAUAAGAAUAUUAAGUAUGGAGCAAGUUAAAGUUGUAAAAUCGAUUUUGAUUUAGGAUGGCAAAGAUGUGGUAGCUAGAAGACUAAUAAUCAACAAUCAAUGCAUGCAUUGUUUUAUUAUGAUGUAACUGGAGUUGAACCAGGUUAAACCGUGACUCUUCGCAUAUUUUAAUGGUUGGUUUUUUUUUUUUAAAGUCCAGUCCGGAAUGACAUGGCAUAAUGGUUGGUUCUGAUUAUUUUGUUCAUGUGGCAAGGCUUAGGAAGCUAGGAUUUAGCUCCUUUUAUAUAGUAGGAUUAAUAAGUCUGUUAACAGAAUUAUAAGGCUACCGCAAGUAAAACUGAUAAAUAAACUUGAUUCACAGACACAGUCCCAGAACUUGUAAUUAAACCCUAAAACAAAGGGUAAACCAAUCUACACAACAAGCUGUCAUCCUCUCAACUUACUUGCACAGCCUGUCGUUGCCCCCACUGGUCGUUCAAACUUCAAACUCCAAUAUCAAAAAACAUAAUCACAUAACACCAAAAUCCUACGUGGCACGUCUUGAUUAUAUAUAUACACACACACAAAACCACAUUUCUCUUCAUCCUUUCCAAACUAUUCAUCUUGGCCUGAAACCUGGUCGACUCAGUGAGUCAAACCAAAUGGGUAUAUGCAUGUCGUACGAGUCCACGCAGGUGGCGACGGCGAAGCUGAUCUUGCAAGACGGAAGGAUGAUGGAGUUCACGACUCCGGUCAAAGUGGGUUACGUUCUGCAAAAGAAUCCUAUGUGUUUUAUCUGUAACUCCGAUGAUAUGGAUUUUGACGACGUCGUGUCCGCCAUUAGCGCCGACGAGGAGCUUCAGCUUGGACAGCUUUACUUCGCAUUGCCUCUCAGCUCGCUUCAUCAGUCUCUUAAACCGGAGGAGAUGGCUGCAUUGGCUGUCAAAGCUAGUUCUGCUCUUAUGAGAAGCGGUGGCUCUUGCGGCCGAGAUAAAUGCCGGUGUCGCCGGAAAUGUGUUUCUCCGGUUAUCUUCUCUGCCCGGAGAGUUGCGGCGGCAGGAUCUAACGGUCAGACGAGGAACGGGAAAAGACGCGGCGGUGGUGGUAGCGGGAGGAGGAAGUACGAGGCCAAGUUGAGUAAAAUAGAAGAAUGAAAAGUUUGGAGAUUUAGUAAUUAUUGUAGGUUAAAUUUGUGAAUAUCUAGUUAUUAAGGGGGUGCAAAUUACAUUUUAAAACGUGGGGAAAGUGAUUGUAAUUGGUCUACAAUCAUAUGAUUGGAUGAUUUACGUCCUAAAAAUUGAGACAAAAAUUCCAAAAAAGCAUUAAUUUUUUGUUAAACAACCUCAUCUUGGAUAAAAUUUACAACUUUUUUUGGUAUAAAAAAUUUACAACUUUAUUAUAAUUUUUUUGUAAAAAUGUUGGAUUCUCAACAAUAAAAGUGUUGAUUAUUCAAUAGGUUGACCAAAAAAAGUGUUGAUUAUUCAGGAAAAAUUGUAGUAAAAUAAAAUAAAAUAACCAACAUAAAUAUGACCGUUCAAAUGCUCUUUUGUUAAAAAAAACUUUAGUUUUCUGAACAAAGAAAUCACGUGGAUUAAUUUUACUGAUCAUUACACAGAAAAAUUACAAUCUCCGACAUCCCAAAUAUAAAAGAAAAGUACUAAAAAUAUGAUAACUAUUGUUGAGAGUCGGGAUUUAUUUUUUAUUGUUGUUCGUUUUGCACCUUUUGAUCGGUUUGAUAUGCUUGUCUUCCACGAACCACAAUUGUUCUACUCAAUCGGUUUGUUUAUCAACGCAUGUUCCUAUGUUCACAUGUUACCAUUAGAACCCCAAGUUUAAUUGCAUGAUCCUUAUCAUUGCAAUUAAGAUGGGGGUAGUGUAAUCCAAGUGGGCUACAAUUUAUGGAUAGAUAGACCAUGUGACUGAUCUCGUAACUAGUAUGAUGAUUAGAAGGUAAACUAAACCAAACCAAAAUUUUUAACACAAUACAUCAUGGAGUAGUAAACACCAAGUUAACAACGGAAUUUGUAAAAGAAAGCCAUUUUCAGUUAAACAUUUUGAAAAUUGGCAUUGGCAUAUGGCAUAUCAACUGAGAUUUUAAUUAUUACAAUUUACACCUCUCAAGCAUUAGCAUAUUGACUUUCUAAAAAAAAAAAAAAGAUCACCUUUAUGACAUUAAUAUGAAAAAAACACUUAAAUAUCAUAAGAUAUAAGUUAUAACUAAAUAUUCUCAACUAGACUUUAGCAAUAAAACCUCUCAAUACAGCUCAAUAUUUUUUUACGGAUCUAGAGUAAAAUAUAGUUUUGAACACUUAAAAUUUAUAUGUAAUUAAAUUAUUUUGUUAAUUAUAUUCUUUUAAAUUCUUAUGAAUAAUAUUUAGUAUAUAUAUAAUAUUUUAAAUUUUUAAUAUAAUUUGAAUAUUUAAUAUAAAAUAUAUAGAUGUAUAUUAAUUUUGGGUCCUCAAUUAUUAAUUUAUGAGAGGAUAUAUGAUUAUAUUAAGAGGAGUCAAACCUAUUAUUUUCUUUUAAGCCGCCUAUGUCUCAACAAAAAGCUAAUGAUAAAAUUAACCAUUUAUCAAAAUUUUAAAAUCACAAAUUUUCAGAAAUUAAAAUUUAAAAAUAUGAAUUGUAAUUCUCUUAUGAGAUUAUAAAAGAUGACAAUAAGAUUCAAACAAAAACACUAAUCUUAAAAACUUAAACCGAAAACCAGAAAAUAAACUAAACUGGAUCAUAAAAGUCAAGCCAAAAACAAACAAUUUUUCACAAAUAUCUUCUAUAUCUUAAAAACGAAAUCGAGCCAAUAACCAAAUGGAUACUUGAAUUUCUAAGAUACAACUUAUAUACCUAAAACAUUAAUUAUAUUUAGUUCCAAAAUGAUGAAUAUCUUAAAAUACUAUUUAUAGCCGAGUUAUCCAAAUAAACUGAAUAACCAAACUAUUUUUGUGAAAGAUAUAAAAAUAUUUUAAAAAAAUUGAAUUAGCAAUAUUAUAAUUAUCUAAUUUUUUUUGUCGCCAGUUUAUACAUACUCAUACAAACUUUGUAAACCAAUAAUUAUCUAAAUUAUCUAAAUUCUUCGAUAUUUUUAUCUGAAAUCUAAAAUUAUAUUCUAUUCAAUAAGAAAACAAAAUUAGUUAGUAUUUUUUGUGUUAAAUUAUUUGAAUUUUAAUCUGAAAUUACCAAAAUUAAGCAAAAAUUGAAACAGAGUUAGAUCAACAAAAUAAAAUAUUAUGACUUUCAAACAUUUUUAUCAGAACCAUACCAAAAACUAAAAUACAAACUAGGUUUCAUAAAUACUCAAAUGGAUCUUAUAACCCUAGAACCUAAACUCGAAAGCCAAAAAACAAAACAAAAA